CUGCGAUAAAUUCCGAGUGUAGUUUAAGUGAAGUGAAUUUUAAUGUGUCUCAAAAAUGGUAAUGGAGUCGGUUCAGCAGAACGGGCGGUUUUGGCCGUUAUCGCCACGCCUUUGGCGGAGAAGCAACGAAUAUUCCAAAGUGGUUUUCGAACCUAGGAGACCACCGACGUCACCAAUCGAAAUACGAAAACACGACAGAUUCGAUACCCCAGAUUUGCUGAGAAGAAAUUUCGUGAAAGAAAGACUAGACCAUUUAAACCUCGAAGAUAGAUAUUACAAGGAGGAUCAUAAGAAUAGAUGGAGUGUGGACUCUAAGAAGCCACCGUUGAAAGACGAAGGUAGGAAAAAGACAGAAGAUCUGGUCAAGUUAAGAGUGAAAAAACAUAGACAACCAAGACCGAAUAGUCUACAGUUAUUGUUGUGUCCGUCCAGUUCUGGACAUUACACCAGCAACACCUGGAGAUAUACCAGAGUGCGAUCAAAGAGCCAUGAGCCGGAGGGCGGGGGGCGGUGCGCGGAGGGCCCGCUAGCGCGCGCCAUGCAGCCCACGCCGCAGGGCGGCUCGCCCAAGCGGCACCCGCAGGCUCCUGCGCAUGGCUCAUCAAGCGGAGACCAGUCGACCCUCAAGGUCCACCUACCGAAUGGCGGCUUCAACGUGGUGCGGGCAUCAGCAGACGAGGACGUGAGGUCCGUGCUGCGACUGCUAGCGUCACGACUGGCCGCCGGUGACAGAGUGUUCGCGUCCUGCUACGCUUUGAGGGCUAGAAAACUCAACUCUGGAAAGAUCCGAUGGGUCCACCAGGACACACCAGUGUCGGAGCUCCUCACAAAAUGGCCGGCGAGCGAGUGGCGGUUGGAAUUGCGCGUGCGCUACCUGCCUGCCAAUUUGCGAGAGCUCUGCGACUCGGACCGCGUUACUUUCCACUAUUAUUACGAUCAGGUGCGCCACGACUACCUCAACGCUAAUCAUCCUAUGGUUGACCAGGAUUUGGCGAUACAAAUAUGUUGUUUAGAAAUUAAAUACUUUUGUAAGGACAUGCAAAUAUCAUUGGACAAAAAAUCCAACAUCGAGUACCUGGAGAAGGAGUUUGGACUUCAUAAAUUUCUGCCCAAAUCAGUCCUGGAAGCGAUCAAGCCAAAGGUCCUGAAGAAAGCAAUACAGCAACAGUUCAAAAAGGUGGCGAAUCUAAGCGACACGGAGUGCAUGCUGAAGUAUCUGGAUACGAUGCACACGCACUACGGCUACGAUAGGGAAACGUUUACGGGUGCUCUCGGCACCGAGUGGGCCAUACCCGUCGAACUGGCCAUUGGGCCUGGUAUAGAUAUAUCGUACAUUUCUCACAAAGCAGGCGAGCCUCCAAUUUACUCUAAGAUCGCUUCGUUCAGCGAUAUAGUUGCUGUGCAAACGCUCAAAUCCAAUUGCACACAACAAUCGCAGACUCAGAGUGGGUCCUGUGGAAAAGCAGCGCUACAGUUGAGGGUGAAAGGAGCCACAGAGACGUUGACAAUAACGUGCAGUAAUGUUGAGGCCGCAGAAAGCUUAGCAGAUCUAGUGGAUGGUUACUGCAGACUCGUCACAGAUUCGCAAACGUCGCUUUGGAACAGAACAACUGAGAUGAGUAGCAGUUCAUCAGAGGGCAAGACUAGUUCUUGGGAGGCGAACACGGCGACGCUUCUCUCUGAAGAUUAUGCAGAAAUUGUUGAUGACGACGCGGAUUACUCCACGCCGGCAGUACGAGAUUACGAAUUAGUUCGAAAUCAAAUCGAAUUAACUGGUAUCAUUGGUGAAGGACAAUUCGGUGAUGUACAUAAAGGUACAUGUAAAGUCACGUCAGCGAAUCACCCAUCGUUACGGCGACAGCUGGCAUUACAGAAGCAGCAUGGCCGCACCGCCGGUGGCGAAUACGUGUUACCCGUCGCCGUCAAAACGUGCAAGAUGGACGCCGACCUCGACACCGCAGAGAAGUUUCUGGAAGAGGCCUAUAUAAUGCAGCAGUUCAGCCACCCGCACAUAAUCGGCCUGGUGGGCGUGUGCAGCUCGCCGCCCAUCUGGAUUGUGAUGGAGCUGGCCACGCUCGGAGAGAUGCGCGCUUACCUGCAACAGAACGCCAGGAGGUUGGAGAUCUGCACGCUGGUUCAAUACAUCUACCAGCUGUCGACAGCGCUCAGUUACCUGGAAAGCAAGAAGUUCGUACAUCGAGACAUCGCCGCUCGCAACGUACUCGUCUCUACACCCACCUGUGUUAAGUUAGCUGACUUCGGCCUAUCAAAGAUGGUAGAUGACAAGUCGUACUACAAGGCAUCCCGCGGUAAACUGCCAAUCAAGUGGAUGGCGCCAGAAUCGAUCAACUUCAGGCGGUUCACAUCUGCUUCCGAUGUCUGGAUGUUUGGCGUGUGCAUGUGGGAGAUCCUGAUGCUGGGCGUGAAGCCGUUCAUCGGCGUGAAGAACAACGACGUGAUCGGGAAGCUGGAGAACGGCGAGCGACUGGCGCUGCCCGCCGGCUGCCCGCCGCGGCUCUACUCCGUGAUGUCGCGCUGCUGGGCCUACGAGCCCUCGCACAGGCCCGCCGCCCACCUCCUCAAGGAGACGCUCUUUGAAAUUCUACAAGAGGAGCGCAACAGUGCGUGGGACACGAUGCGGCGCGAGAAUCGUCGUGUGGCGGCAGCGUCCUGGGGCGACGAGCCGCCGCCCAAGCCCAGCCGACCGCACGCCAACCACAACCUCGCAGCGGUGGACUCUACGUCGGUGCAGUCGGUGGGCGCGGCCCCACAAACUUACAUCGUAGCACAAAACCCCCUGGUGCUGGCGCAUCUCCUCCGCGAGAACCAGUCGCGAGCCAUCGACCCGCAAGCGUACACCACACCCGCAUCGGUAUUCAACACCGUCGCCGUUGACUUCGCUGAAACUCUACCGGAGGACGACCCCAACAUCGUUGACAAAAUCAUCAACCCUAAACCUGACGAGAAACUUGACAUACCCCUCCAAACGGUUCCCAUCCCGGUCGCGAGUUUACACAAACUAGACCCAGUAGUCCCCGAACAAACUGACGACACUUUAACCGUCGUUGUAGGCGCGAGUUGCGAUAAUCUCUGUCAAAACACGCAGACCAUGUCCCCCAGAACGGACGUUUCGUCUCAAAGUCAGAGCGAGACGGACGUAUCGACGGAACCGUACGCGAAUAGGGUUCGGUCUCUCGAAAGGAACACGAGGGGAGUCAGUCUUUCCACAGCUGAGAGAGCGCCAGUUAGGAUGGGGUCGCUGGAACGUAAUGCCAGAGGUAGCCUGUCUCACAGAGGGUCCCCUGUUCCUAUAGCGCCGUUCACGAGGCAGCAUUCGGUUCCGGCUUCACCACCACCGAGAAGCAGGAGGGAACAGGAUGUAGGACAAUUCUCGGUCCAAGGCGCCCUCAAUGCACAGUUGGCCGCUAGCGUCGUCAACAAAAUGAGACACCAACCUGACCCUCCUCUCGUCGAGGAAAUAUACGACUUCGGCGGUGAGAACGUCAAAAGUUGCGCCGCCAUAGCCGCUCAGAAAGCAAUGUCGAAGUCUUCGUACAGACCCUCGGUGUCAGGCAUGUCAGUCUCCCAUCCCACGUCGUACGGAGUUCCCGUAGGUAUCGUUCAAGGCAUACCAUACCAAAGUCCGGUCAAGCCGAACGUUAAAAUGUCUAGUCAGUUCGUGAGAUCGUCUAGUCCCGUGUACCCCGCUAAUCAAUUUGCGGCGCAACCUAUGGGGGUUGUACCCCCGAUGUCGUAUAUACCUCAGCAAAUAUUCAGUAGCCACGUACAAGGCGGGCAACCUCUAGCAUACCGGCCACAAGCGGCCGCCCAAGCUGCGAGCCAAUCCGCGGUACCGUCGGAGGUACUACCUCCGCCCUCACUACCGUUGGAGUCUCUGCCGCAAGAUUCGAUGCCGCAAUACGCCUCGCGGCAAGACUGCGCGGUAGCAGCGACGAAUGUAGUACCCAUUCAGAGUCCAGAAUUCGAUACGGAACAAGCAGUGGAGCGACGGCUACUCGCGGAAUUAGCGAGACAACACCAUCAGAGUGAAGAGGACAGAAGAUGGCUGCAGAUGCAGGAAGACAACUUGCAGAAACGUCUCUCAAAUAUGCAGAUGUCAACCGAGUCCGAGCCGAGCGGAGCGGAACGAACUGAGCGGACGCAAGAGGAGCGCCCGAUUGCACACACACAGUCAGGUGCAAAUUCAACAGAAACUAGUCCAGCAAAUACAGUCAAGACAAAAGAACAAGCACCCAGUGAGGAUAAGGCGCCAAAAGUGCAUGCAUCUCGAUCGUCGACCAAGGACCCGGUGUACGCGGCGACCACGGCGGUGGUGCGGUGUGUCAUGCGGCUCGCCAACGUGGCGCAGGGCGCGGGGGGCGCGGCGGGGGCGGCGGGGGCGGCGGGGGGCGCGGCGGCGGCGGCGGCGGGCGGCGAGGGCGCGGGCCCGGCGGCUGGGGAGGUGCUGUCGUCGGUGCGGGCGGUGGGCGCGCAGCUACGCUCGCUGUGCGCCACGGUCGACUUGGUGGUCGUGCCGUUCCCGCACACUGCUCAAAGGGAGGUUGAGAUGGCUCACCAGGUGCUGAGCAAAGAUAUGGCAGCGCUAGUAGAGGCCAUGCGACUGGCUAUACAAUACGCGAAUACCACGCUACAUCAAGAAUACACUAAGAGAAUGCUCGCCGCGGCCCAUGUGCUGGCAAUGGACGCAAAGAAUCUUCUCGAUGUUGUAGACUGCAUUCGCGAGAGACACCCCACCAUCGACUGGCGGGCCGCUCUCGAGCCCGACCCCGUCGUACCCACCAGUCCGUCCCCCCAAACCACAAGUCCGGCCCCCCAAAACCAAACCUUAACCUCCCAGAAUCAAGUCUUCGCCGCCCAAAACCAAUCAUUCACACCCGAAAACCCAAUACUAAGCAACCAGUCGUCUGUACAAGAAGAUGAACCUCCACCACCAAAACCAGCCUUUAAAAUCAACCAGCCGGUCACAACUGGACAAUUAAAUGUUACCGAACAUCUACCGAAGGAACACAGCAGUCUGCCGGUAACAUCCAACAGAGUGUCAGCUUUAAUACACAAUUACAACCUUUACGGGAACAUCAGGGAGCCACAACAUAUAUAUGGCAACACUGAAGGCGGUGGUUCCUUCCAGCAUUCCUCGUCAAGCAUCAGCGACGAUGGUAAAAUCGAUAGCGCGCCGAUGGAAUCCGUCAAGAGCCGCGUUCAAGCGAUAUCGGGGAAAAUGGACUCGCCUCCUAUAUACUCGGUCAGCAAAAAAAUUAUUUCCAUCGACCAAAUCGGUCAGAGCGAUCAGGGAUGAACGCUGUCAGCUUACCGAUUUAGUUUGCUUGUAGUGGCAGUUUUGUUUCCGCGGACGGUACUCAGCUUUACUAAAUAAGGCUAUGAAAUUGUAGAUCAACUAGGUACUUACCGGAAUAUGCUCAUUGACGACAGCAUUUAUUGAUACUUAAUUUUUUUUUACGCGCUUUAGAACUGAACGUAGUGCGAUGCAAGCUUCUUCUAAAAGACAUCUAAAUGCUCAAUAUUCUUCGUAGCGAAUAUACAUGACUUUAAUCUUGAGCCGAAUCUCCGUUUCAUUCAUCAAUCCAUGAAACAUAGAUUUUAAUUUAUUGUAUUAGGAUUUAAUUUCAAUUGACAUGAAAGUUAGUGAUCUUGACAUUCAAGUAGGUAUCAGAAUAGAAUCGCUUGGCUUAUUAUUACUAAGUGUAAAAUGUUGCCAAAUCAAAUAAUUUGUAAUCCUCCUUAUAUUAGUAUUCCCGGGUCAAGGUCAACGAACUUUCUUAGUAAAAAUUCACUCGACGAACUUAUGUUGUAUGUCGUUUAGUGGAUAAUAUCUAUUAACAUAUCAUCUGCAUUGUUGUGCUUCAAAUAAAUAUUGUCGUGUUGCAUAUAACAAUAUAGAUAUAUUAUUCAGCAUAUUUACAUUCACCUAUCAUGUGUUCUCAUACGAUAUCAUACAAGUAUCAUUAUUCUCUUAAAAUACUUUCAUCGAAUAAUCAUUACAGAUUAUUUAUUUACCAACUUCAAAAUUGUCAUUACUCCAAACUUAUCGUGAAUCUGUUGAUUUGUGAUAUUAUUGCCAAUAAAUGACCUAAUUCGUGUAACUUUAAUUAUAAACCAGCUUGCAGUACAUGCCGAUAUAAGCACAUUCCUUAAAUUGCACCAUGUAAAUUGUAAUUUAUUUUCAUAUACAAAUUUUAUAUUUUUCGGUGUAAUACAGUUUUUAUACUGAACGAGUACUGGUAUUUAUAAGUAACAUAAUGAAUUCUUCCAUACAACAAUAAUGGUCUAAUUAAUUGAAAUUAAUCAUAAAGUAUUAUUUUGUAAUCUAAAUGUAUUAUUAUAAUGUGUAUAAUUGGUUUAGUUAGGGUGCGUCGCAGUCACAACUCUAUAUAGCAUUUACAUUGUCACUGGAUAGAAAUGGUUUUCUUUGUAAAAAUGUACAAAACAUGAAUUGUCCAUAAUUAUUAUAAUUUUUAUCCAAAGUUUUUAUUGUAAGCUUAGAUCUCAGCGAACCGUAGUGUUUAUAGUACAUUAAAAUUAUAAGUUGUAUCAAAGCAGAAUUUAUUUAUUGACGAAUCCUGAUUUGUUUGUAAAGUUGAUUUACUUAUAUUAGUAUUAGCAGGAUGUCAUUCCAAAGUAUAUGAUAUUGUAAGCAUUAACAUGUAGUCAGUCAGAACAUUAUAUUGGAACAGAGCGCGAAGUUUGUCUAUGACUAUCGUGGGGAGGACCGGAUUUUGUUUAUGCAUUAAACUGAAUAAAGUUCAAUAAAGGACAGGUCAAAACUGUUGUUUUAU
Achroia grisella is the source of this 6815-nucleotide messenger RNA. RefSeq lists its product as uncharacterized. Lineage: Eukaryota; Metazoa; Arthropoda; Insecta; Lepidoptera; Pyralidae. The transcript is spliced from 25 exons. The record is from RefSeq and is a predicted model, not a curated record. The coding region runs from base 56 to 5317 and encodes 1753 amino acids. Gene Ontology annotation, biological process: protein phosphorylation; signal complex assembly. Gene Ontology annotation, cellular component: cytoskeleton; focal adhesion. Gene Ontology annotation, molecular function: protein tyrosine kinase activity; ATP binding.